Lemur catta (Ring-tailed lemur) is the source of this 951-nucleotide messenger RNA. Its product is annotated as olfactory receptor 56A3. The record is from RefSeq and is a predicted model, not a curated record. Gene Ontology annotation, biological process: G protein-coupled receptor signaling pathway. Gene Ontology annotation, cellular component: membrane. Bases 1 to 951 code for a protein of 316 amino acids. NCBI's taxonomy places the organism in Eukaryota, Metazoa, Chordata, Mammalia, Primates, Lemuridae. The transcript has a single exon. Gene Ontology annotation, molecular function: G protein-coupled receptor activity; olfactory receptor activity.
AUGCUGCUUUAUAGCAACAGCUCUCUCCCUAUUGAAAUCUCUGAAUUCCUCCUCAACUGUUUUACCAGGUCUCCCACCUGGCAGCGCUGGCUGUCCCUGCCCCUCAGCCUCCUCUUCCUCCUGGCCAUGGGAGCCAACGCCACCCUCCUGAUCACCAUCUGGCUGGAGGCUGCUCUGCACCAGCCCAUGUACUACCUGCUCAGCCUCCUCUCCCUGCUGGACAUUGUGCUCUGCCUCACCGUCAUCCCCAAGGUCCUGGCCAUCUUCUGGUUCGACCUCCGACCCAUCAGUUUUUCUGGUUGCUUCCUCCAGAUGUACAUCAUGAAUUGCUUCCUAGCCAUGGAGUCAUGCACAUUCGUGGUCAUGGCCUAUGAUCGUUAUAUAGCCAUCUGCCACCCACUGAGAUACCCAUCCAUCAUCACUGACCAGUUUGUAGUCAAAGCUGCCACCUUUAUUUGGGCCAGGAACGUCGUUUUAACUAUGCCCAUUCCCAUUCUUUCAGCACAGCUUUAUUACUGCAGGAGAAAUGUCAUUGAAAACUGCAUCUGUGCCAAUAUGUCUGUCUCCAGGCUCUCCUGUGAUGAUGUCACUAUCAAUCGCCUUUAUCAAUUUGCUGGGGGCUGGACUAUGCUAGGAUUUGACCUCACCCUCAUCUUCCUCUCCUAUACCUUCAUACUGCGAGAUGUGCUGAGACUCAAGGUGGAGGGUGCUGUGGCCAAGGCCCUAAGCACAUGUGGCUCCCACUUCAUCCUUAUCCUCUUCUUCAGCACCAUCCUUCUGGUCUUUGUCCUUACUCAUGUGGCUAAGGAGAAGGUCUCCCCUGAUGUACCAGUCUUGCUCAAUGUCCUCCACCAUGUCAUUCCUGCAGCCCUUAACCCUAUUGUUUAUGGGGUGAGAACCCAGGAGAUCAAGCAAGGAAUCCAGAGGUUACUGAAGAAAGGGUGGUACUAA